Hippocampus comes (tiger tail seahorse) is the source of this 1727-nucleotide messenger RNA. RefSeq names its product organic solute carrier partner 1a (gene oscp1a). Gene Ontology annotation, cellular component: cytoplasm; plasma membrane. The record is from RefSeq and is a predicted model, not a curated record. NCBI's taxonomy places the organism in Eukaryota, Metazoa, Chordata, Actinopteri, Syngnathiformes, Syngnathidae. The transcript is spliced from 11 exons. Gene Ontology annotation, biological process: transport. Bases 421 to 1590 code for a protein of 389 amino acids.
UUACAGUUUUAGUACUACGAUCUGGUUAGUUAAUAUGUAUUUUUAGACAGUGGGGUUAACUAAAUAUGGCUUCCAGUCGACAAAAGGCACUGGUAUAUAAACAAUGUUAAACUUAACUGAUAAGACAAUACCAGCCAUCAACAUUUUCUUUCCCCCCCCAAUCAAAAUUUCAACCUAAUUGCAUCGCAUUAGGUCAUAGCCAGGAUAUGUGGUCAUUGCACACCGGCCAAUGAGGAUGAGCGAGGCUGUGGCUGAUCCUCAUCCUGACCACCUGUUCCAUCUUAAAGGUUUUCUGCAGAGGCAUGCUUAGAGAAGAGUGUGGAGGGAAAAAAGCAGCAGCCUGCUACAGAAAACAUGUCCUUAAAAAGAGAUCUGACGUUCAAGUAGUUGAAUUGUCUGUAGCCAGACUGAUUUUGCAGGAUGUCAAUGAGAACUCUCCCCCUGGUUUUUAUUAACCUUGGUGGGGAGAUGCUUUACAUACUGGACCAGCGCCUGCACGCUCACAGCACUUCUGAGGACAAGUCUGAGAAGGCUGCAGGAGUGUGGUCUGAAAAUGACAGAAAAAGAGUGAUGAACGACAUCGUCGGGACCAUGUUCAGUCAAGCCUUCAUGGAUGAAAUUCUGAAACCUCAGCUGUUGUAUUCACACAGGACGAUGAAAGUCGUCCUGACUCGCUUGGCGCACGUCUCGAUCAUGAAGUUGAAUGCGGUCAGCAUGGAGAAGCUCUACGAGCUGAUGCUCAUGGCCUUCAAGUAUCAAGUCUUCCUCUGUCCACGCCCGAAGGACUUGCUGCUCAUCUCGUACAAUCACAUCGACACCAUCAGGGGAUUUGUGAAAGACACCCCGGCAGUUCUCAACAAAGUGGACGAGACUCACAGAAAGAUCAUCGAGAUCUACUCGUCUAUGACUGCGGGUGAAUUCCAGCUUCUCCGUCAAACUCUGCUCACGUUCUUACAGGACACGCACAUCUGCGUAUCCAUUUUCCUCAAAAACAAAAUCCAGAAUCCCAAUGGGCGUUUCGCCCUGUCAACCUCGGGCCCAGUACCUCACGGAAUGGACGUUCCCGGGGUCAUUCGGAUAUUUGACAGGAAGGGACGAGAAAUGCGACAGAGGCGCUUCGCAUCGGGGGGAAGUUACAGCCACCCGACGAAAGAUGCAUCAUUUGGCCUGCAUGGGGACCGAGUCAUCAAAUUGGGCGUGAACAUGUACAACGUAAAUCUCAGAGGGGAAUCAUCCAAAGUUCCCUCAGUGAAGAUGGAUGCUUCUCCCAACCCAUUGGCGAAAGAAGAGCUCAAUUUGCUGGCCUGUCUGAUGGGCACCGUUGAGAUUGAGAACGCGUCCGGUUGUGAAACUGGCUUUCAGAUCAACUUGCUUGCCUCAGCCCAAGAAGAGGAGGAAGGGGGAGCUUCAGGUGGAGCCGAUGAGUCAUUUGAAGUGAUAAAUAUACAAGCCCUGAAGGAUGAACAUUCCACAACUCAGCUGGCUCAAAUCGCCAAACUUUUUGUUGAACAAGAGGAGACAUCAAAUAAUGUGAAUAGCAAUAAGGGAGAUGAUCUGCUGGCUAUGAUGGAUGACCUUGGACCCUUGUAACAUGUUAAUUGUGGCAUCAAACCACACUUCACUGGAGUGUAUCCCAGCUAAACACAUGAUUACAUAAAUUAUUUAAAGAAAGUUCUAAUUUAUUGCAGUCCACACUAUUCUUUUUAAAUAAUAAAAUAUUGAUUGUG